GGAAUCUCGCCCUCUGUCUCUCUCUUUGUCUAUUUAUUUAAUGUUUUCUUUUGAAUGUUGAAGCAAUAAUUGUCCACACACCAUCUUCCUUAAUAACUAAUCCCUCUCCGCUUUCUUCUUCCACUUUCAGCCCUUACAACUUUUUACUUAUUUUUCUCCUUUAUUAUGGCUGUUGACCUACACGACCCUUCCUUCUUCAUCCCUUCUUCUCAAGAUCAUCACUUUGAUGCCCUGCAAAACAACAACAUCAACAACAAACCUUACUUAUUUGCCUCGUCUGAGUCUGGCUCUGGGCUGAGUUCACCCACUGGUUCCGAUCACCUCAAUUCCACCAUCACGGAGAGCAGUGAAGAGGAAGAAGACUGUUUUAUUGCUGAGCUCACUCGCCAGAUGGCUCAGUACAUGUUUCAAGAUAAAGAUAAAGAUAAAGAUAAACAGGACAAGUCAUAUGGUUCUCCCAUGGUUGAAAAAAAUGAAGAAACAGCAGCAUAUGGCCAUGGGUUUCAAUCAAAGCAAGCACUUAUCGAUGAACAAAUAAGAGCUAUCCAGCAGCUGAAACAAAAGCAACCAAUGAAGCAGCAGAAGGAACAAAGCCGAGGACCAAGCAUCAUCAAAGACAAGGGAAAGUCCUCGGGGGUUUAACAAUGGCUAUCACUCUAAUACUCCAUGGCAUACUCUACAUCAGCAGCAGCAACAACAACAACAGCAGCAAAAAA
This is a messenger RNA of Hibiscus syriacus, 716 nucleotides long. RefSeq lists its product as uncharacterized. Bases 166 to 642 code for a protein of 158 amino acids. The transcript is spliced from 3 exons. NCBI's taxonomy places the organism in Eukaryota, Viridiplantae, Streptophyta, Magnoliopsida, Malvales, Malvaceae. The record is from RefSeq and is a predicted model, not a curated record.